This is a messenger RNA of Dermacentor andersoni, 5351 nucleotides long. RefSeq names its product NFT-1 protein (gene NitFhit). Gene Ontology annotation, biological process: nucleobase-containing compound metabolic process. The record is from RefSeq and is a predicted model, not a curated record. Lineage: Eukaryota; Metazoa; Arthropoda; Arachnida; Ixodida; Ixodidae. Gene Ontology annotation, molecular function: hydrolase activity, acting on carbon-nitrogen (but not peptide) bonds, in linear amides; bis(5'-adenosyl)-triphosphatase activity.
GACACUAUUACUUGGGGAUUGACAACUUGUAUUACUCUACUGGAGAAGUACAACUAUGUUUGUUGUUACCUCUAGAUGUCCCUAGGUGCUUAGGUCGCUUGUCGGCGUUAUUUUCGAGUGCGAAAUGCACCGGUCGCACCCGAAACCAACCGUAAAAACAGCCGUGAGAACGUAAAUUGUCGAGCUGCCAAGCGUCCUACGACUAUGGCUUUGGCCGCCAUAUCUGGCACCGCACGAGGCAAGGUCUACGAGCUGCUCGUGAGAUCGUUGGUAGGUCCAUCGGCGGCACGCAAGAUGUUUAGCACGAGUUCCUCAAACGGAAACCUCAUCGCCGUGUGCCAAGUGACGUCCACUUCGGAUAAGGCGGCCAACUUUGAGACGUGCUCCGCGCUUAUCCAAAAAGCUCGGGAGAGAGGUGCCCAGGUGGUCUUUUUACCGGAAGCAGUUGACUUCAUAGCGGAAAAGAAGGCACAAGCAUAUGAAUUGGCCGAGCCACUGGAUGGUCCAAUCGUUACCAAGUACAAGGAACUCGCACGGAAGCUAGGCGUUUGGCUAUCACUUGGCAGUGUCCAUGUUAAGGACCUAAACGAACCGAGCAGCCGCAUUUACAACACACAUGUGGUCAUCAACAGUACAGGGGACACGGUGGGAACGUACAGCAAGGUUCAUCUCUUCGAUGUUGACGUCGGGACAUUCAGGAGCCGGGAGUCAGACUACACCAUUGCAGGGUCGACGAUUCCCGUACCUGUCACAACACCUGCUGGAAAAGUUGGCCUCGGAAUUUGCUAUGACCUCAGGUUUCCAGAAUUUUCCCUCAGCUUGACAAAAAUGGGUGCUGAGAUACUGACGUACCCUUCAGCAUUUACUGUGCCCACCGGAAUGGCUCACUGGGAGGCAAUGAUGCGAACGCGUGCAAUCGAGAACCAGUGCUACGUUGUGUCUGCUGCACAAGUUGGGCAGCACAAUUCCAAACGGUCUUCUUAUGGACAUGCGCUGGUGGUGGACCCGUGGGGCUGUGUUGUGGCUCAAUGCUCGGACACGGUCGGCCUGGCAUUGGCCGAGAUCAACCACGAUCUGAUCAAGAAGGUCCGACGUGCUAUUCCCGUUUGGGAUCACCGACGGACUGACCUCUACGGAAACCUCUCACCUUGUUGGAGCGCCAAUAGCAAUGAAGUACCAGACAAGGACCAGUACCAGUUUGGCCAGGUGACGUUGGAGGAGUCGCAGAUAUUUUACAAGUCUUCCCUGUCUAUGGCGUUUGUCAACAAAAUGCCUGUGCUUCCAGGACACGUCUUGGUAGCACCGUUCAGACCAGCGCUUCGGCUGAGCGACCUGUCGAGCGAAGAAGUUCAAGAUCUCUUUCUAGUGGUCCAAAAGGUGCAGAGGGCUGUGGAGAAGCACUUUGGUGCCUCUUCUUCCACAGUGUCCAUACAGGAUGGCCCUGAUGCCGGCAGAUCAAUAAACCACAUUCACGUGCACGUGCUUCCGAGGAAACCGGGUGACUUCUCUCACAAUGACAACGUCUAUGUCAAGCUUCAAGAACAUGACAAGGACGACAAGAAGCCAAAACGGUCUGCUGAGGAGAUGGCAGAAGAAGCACGGCUGCUGAGGGCGUUAUUUCAAUGACGAAUAUUAGCAACUCCUAGGAUUUAUGCUUUAUUUCCGUAGUGUUCGUACAUUAACGUACAAAUACGUAUAAUGCUUGUAAAUAAAAGUGAUUUAAAGACUUUCCAAAAUAAUUUUCAGCCUACAGGACUCUGUUGUAAGAUAGAUGAAUGCAGCUGUGUAGCAUUUGCUAAAAGCCUUCGCAGAUGUAUGCGUAUCAAAGCAAAUAAAUUUCAGGAUGCAUUUUUUAGCUGCACCAAAUUUCUAAAAAUUGCCUGUGGCUGAUAGCACCAUUCAAACCCUUGAUCUAAAUAGCUCGAUGAGGUGGCCAAUAGUUCUACGAGAAAUCAAUAUGCUUAUCAAAUAAUGAAUAUAUAUAUGGUAAUUAACCUCUUCAUUAGUUACAUUAUGGCACAUAUUUUGAUGUACAAAUUGUCACUACUACUAUGCUACUACUAGUUGCUACUAGCCCAGCAACAGCUACUUCUGGAAUAGUAGUUAUGCUUGCGAACAACUUUAUGUGGCUAUGAAGAGAAAGCUACGGGGGCAAAGCGUGCACAAGUGAGAGCACUUCUGAAAAGAGUCCCGCGUAUUAAUCUACGUUAGUUUAGGCUGAGGAAGAGAAAACAUAAACACCUUAUUAACCACAGUUAAAUAAGACACGGAACACACACACCACUGAGCGUGAAGGUUUACUUAUUUUGCAGCUUUCCCCUUCACCUCUGGGGAAACACGAAACCAUUGCACGUAGGAGCUGCGUCGAUUCAGCGUCUGUUCUUAGUAACCAAAAGCACUGUCAAAUGCUGCCUGACCACUUGGCACGUUAACUGUGCAGAAGCUCCACUUCCUAGGUUUCCCUUCAUUGCCACAGAAAGUUGUCCACGAAUAUAGUGAGUAUACAAGGCAUAUUUGUACAUUUCGUACAUGAAUGACAUUAACAACUUACAGCUAAUUGUGAGGAUGGCACUAGUUUCGAGAUAUGCGCUGCCAAAUUUGCAGCAAGAAUGCACUGUUCCACUUACUUUUUCAAGAAAAUGUUGUUUUUUGCAUUGCAUCACAAAAGUAACUGGCAGACCGGUGCAUUUCAUUAGACACAUUGAAAAUUAAUGUCUGAAACUGAUGUAGUCCUGAGAAUUCGUUCCAAGUAAAUACACUUUGCGAGCUCACUGGCUAAAAUGCAUAAAUCGAAAUAUGUGCCAUAAAGUAUAUAAUUAAAGAAAUAAUUCAUUAAAAAUUAUUAGUGUGAUUUCAUUAUUUAAUCAAUGAGACAUUUUGAUUUCUCAUAAAAGUACAGCCGAAUCCACUCGUAACGAUACCGGUUUUAACAAUAUAUCGGUUAUAACAACGAGAAGCUGCUGCACCGUCAACUUCUGUAUGUUUUCCAUGGUGAAAUAACCCGCCUACUACAAUGCCUCGAUGCCGCAUUAUCAGUUAUAACGAUAAAGUCUGGCUGCUGGGUGUCCAUACCGAAAGGUAGUGAAAUACGAAAUCCUUGAAAAUAAAAAAAGGAAAACAACAAAUUCGAGCCACUGAAUGAUGACCUGCUGCCCGAACAACUGCCACGCGCUCAUUUUCCAGCCUUCUCUGCGUGCCUCUCUCCCAUUGCCCUUCCACCCGUCUGAAACACGAAUUGACUGUGCCAAAUGGCCUGCUCCCAGAUUGCUUGCUGGAUCCUCAUUCAGCGCAGUUUUGUAAACAGCUUUAAUUGCACGCGUUCGUCUUUGUUGGUUGCGUCAAAAUCGUCCCUGGCCAUGUGGUUUCUCAGCCUCGUUUGACUCACCGCUGAAAUGGAAAAUGGCUGAUCCGCCCGCUGAUCAUCAGCAAUGCACGACGUUGCCGGUGAAAGGAAAGCACACGGCUAUAGAUUUCGAAACUAAGUGCUCCUAACCAAUGAGGUGAUCAUCGCGAAUGUGCUUGCAUCGGAUAUCGACGGCGAGAACAGUAUCGAUGACACGGUACGGCAGGCUGCCUCAACAUUUUCCUCACAGGAGGCCCGGCAGAUGAUUCAGUCCCUCUCUUCGGGGCUUCAUUUUUGCAAGGAAUCUUCCGUACAGCACUUGGGUGCCUUGGAGAAGAAUGUCGGCAAACUUCGCGUAAAGCAUGCAAGGCUGAUGGACAGAGUUUUCUCGUGCAAGCCAGUGAGAAGUAUGUGGCGAGAUGCUUGUGGCGAUCUUGCUUCAGCGUUUCUUUUGGAUUUCUCAAGCUGAUGGGCUGCCACGGCAACCUUCUCGCAUUGUUUAAAAGGCCCCCUUUGGGGCCACCAAAGCGAUGUCUCGGCGAACGUCGCAUAUCAUUUGCCGCCUGUGACCCCUCUUUGCAGUUGUUAUAGCAGUGCCAUUCUUUAACGCCGACAGCCGCGGCUUGUUACACGCGAUCGGAACGCCAAGGAGGCAGUUAAACGGGUGAACACAAUCAACAGGCAGAUGGAGGAAGGUAGUGGGGAGGGGCACUGGCCUACCCACCAUUAUAGUUUUCUCACAUCAGCUCUGCCAUUCCCCUAGUUUGAUUUUUUAUGCAACCCGGUCAUAACAAUUAUCGGUUAUAACAACGGAAUUUUCGUGGCACUUGAAUAUUGUUAUAAGUGGCUGACUGUAGUGGCCACCUCACUGGGUAAUUUAGUUCAAGGGUUAGAAUUGUGCUAUUUGCCGCAGGCAAUACUUAACGAUUUGGUGCAGCUAAAAAAUAAAACGCCCUAUGUAGCAAAGACGGCUAAGCUAGAUAAUGGAGCUCUCGCACUCUUUGGAAGUCCUAUGUUUUCCACUGCCUCAAAUCUACCCAAGACUUUGGAAAUGAUAGGAAUGAUAGCACUGCAAGCAGAUGCCCCCGCUCGCAGUCAGAUCCUUGAUUGUAAAGAGCCACCUUGCCCGACGCUCUAGGGUGCCCUCUCUGCUGUGGGUGUGCUGCGCCGGUACUGUGCUGGUAACGAGGGAAUCGAACUGAAGCAGGCCAACACAAUCUGAUGGGUGGAGAAUGUCAGAUGUGUUUUGUAGCCCUUAGUAACAGGUAAAGGCAAAGGCAAACAUUACGGCAUACUAGUACACACAGUUUUGUUUUCAAUAAAUCGAUUCCUUCCAUGCUUCUUUUCACCACGGAAGAUGACAAAUUUGUAUAUAUAACAAAUGCAUCACAAAGGCUUACUUUGUUAUUGGUGAGCCUUGGUAUAUCAAAUUACCUGAUAUAUCUAUCUUAGCAUAUAAGCAUGUUGUAACCAGGUUCAACUGUAUAUAGCCACCAGCAGUGCAAACGAAACUUUACAACUUCCUGCGUAUAACUGAUAUUUAUGAAGUCCUGUUGGCGAUGCUUCUGAUUUUGCUUGCGUUACCGCCUUAAGAACCUUGUAAAUGUAAAACUGACAAGGCAUGCCAAUCAUUGUGGCAUUGUAGACUCAAUGACAACCUAGGAAUUUAGUACAAGCCCCGCGAACAAAAUGUCUCUGCAUCUAUCCUCCGUUCCUUUUCGCUCCCAAAUACAGUUCCUGGAAAAUGACAAUAUUGAAAUAAGUUUGCCUUUGUCGUGAUGUCACGGAAAUUAAUGUUAUGGGUUGGUGCAUUCAUACAUUAUCUCCAAGUCGGGCAGUGAUGCGUUUGCCACUUUUUUCGUUGGUUUUCACAGAUUAUAGACUGUUCUGCAACGGCCAUGGCAGCAGUGAGGUUGUGCCUCAUGCCAGAUAGAAAGUGCGUCUUCAAGUUCGUUUAACUUACGAGACAUCUUGCUACCAUUUUAAAUAAAAAUGCCUCAAGUGUGAA